GCAGGAUGGAAAGGAGAUUGUAGAAGAGCCGCCUGAAGCAGAAAUUAUUGAUACCGAGGAUCAAGAUGGCCACGACAUGCAACACUUCCGGACGAAAGCUCUCUCCCAAAUCCAAAGCGGCCAGGAAAGCAGCGACGAGCAAUAUGCCAAAAACCGUGUCCAAUACUUGCUGGGGUGUGAUCUUGGUCAUCGAGAGGUUGAAUCUGGAAAUCCAACCCUACACUGGACCUCCGCAUGCUCCUGGGCGGUUGUUCGUCAAGCCUCUCGGGACUGUCGAGCUGGAGUUCAUCAUGAUGGGACCUCGCAAGCCUCGUCGGGCAAAGGCCACGUUCCUCGUGGUAAAGGAUAUCCACUACGAUCUGGUUAUAGGGAGGCAGUCCAUGAGAGAGCUCCAGCUCUAUCGAGCCGACCCGAUGAUUGCGGAGUGGUAUCGAUUUCUCCAGGGUUUGACCCCCCCAGAGGCGUUGUGCUCGAAGUACCGAAAAUAUUGGCGUCAGCGUGAAUCCACUCCAGACAACGCGAAGUACCGAAGUCAAUGGCCCAGAUUCCGGGACUGA
Molecule: messenger RNA, 557 nt
Organism: Aspergillus heteromorphus CBS 117.55
Lineage: Eukaryota; Fungi; Ascomycota; Eurotiomycetes; Eurotiales; Aspergillaceae
Exons: 1
Coding region: 66-557 (163 amino acids)
Source: RefSeq, a predicted model, not a curated record